Molecule: messenger RNA, 512 nt
Organism: Osmia bicornis bicornis
Lineage: Eukaryota; Metazoa; Arthropoda; Insecta; Hymenoptera; Megachilidae
Gene: Mpc1
Product: mitochondrial pyruvate carrier 1-like
Exons: 3
Coding region: 140-448 (102 amino acids)
Biological process (GO): pyruvate import into mitochondria
Cellular component (GO): mitochondrial inner membrane
Source: RefSeq, a predicted model, not a curated record
AGAUCGAUUGUCGUUAUUUCACGUUAUUCGUUCAAAGUUACUUUGCUUGUGAAUAUCGACAAAAAUUGUUCGAUCCCCUUUUAGAAGAAACUCUGUUUGUUGAAAAAAUAGAAUCAGAAAAAGUGAAAAAUCUACUAAAAUGAAUCGCAUCAAGAAAAUGUUAUCGAGCAAAGAGACUCGAAAUUAUUUUAUGAGCACCCACUUUUGGGGACCAGUAGCUAAUUGGGGCAUUCCAAUUGCUGCAAUUGCUGAUAUACGAAGUGAUCCAAGAUAUAUCAGUGGAAAAAUGACACUUGCUUUAUGCAUAUAUUCGGCAAUGUUUAUGCGAUUUGCACUCAAAGUUGAACCACGAAAUUUACUUCUUUUUGCCUGCCAUUUCGUCAAUGAAGGAGCACAGCUCACUCAAGGAUACAGAUUUAUAAAAUAUCACACAAGUAAUCCUGAAUAAUCAUUCAGAAACAUAAUAGAUUGUUAAAGGUGUAAAUAAUAUUUGUACUCGCUUGUUAAAAUUA